This is a messenger RNA of Coccidioides posadasii C735 delta SOWgp, 2031 nucleotides long. The record is from RefSeq and is a predicted model, not a curated record. NCBI's taxonomy places the organism in Eukaryota, Fungi, Ascomycota, Eurotiomycetes, Onygenales, Onygenaceae.
UCCAGCUCCAGGCUCCCUUCAGCGUCUCCAACACAUCGGCUCUGAAGCCUCUAAUCCAGGAAUAACACCCUCAAGGAAGGUAUUCUCACGGAGUAACCUGCUGAGACGCGUUCAGGUGUUCGCAUAGCCAAGUCGCAGGGCUUCCUUCAGUCACUACUGAUAUUUGCCACUCUUGUGCGAGCGAGCUAGAAGGAUUUCAACGCAGACUGAGAAAUCGGCUUGCGCCUUCACCUUUGCAGCGUUGGUUAUCGCGCAAGGGAGCCCAAAUUGUCAUUCUUUUUGACAUUUGGGGCGGAACGGUUGUCCUCACAAAGGUAAAGCUGUGAUAGCCUUUGGGUUUAUGAACACUUGAGCGCAUCUACUUGUACAAUCCCAAAACAGUGGCCACGGACUCCUGUGCUCUACCCCAGGCUUAACCGCGUGCCACUACCACACCUUUUUCAUCCUCUUUGCGUCUUUGGACCGGGCAUCAUUGAAAACAAACCGGCAAGGUGUAUUCGCCGUUGUUUAUUCGCGCUUGCGCAUCCCAACAUAACCUUAAAGUCUCCUAUAAAUCAAUCAAGAAGCGCCAUACUGAGCGUCUGAGAACAAAAGAAAAGGUAAAGAAGAUGGCGACUUUUGGGCCUGGAGUUCGCACCGAGGCUGCGCCGAAUUUGUGGAAGGAGAAUCUUGCAGCACGCUUAAUCUGCCCAGAAUGCAAGGAGAAUCCCCCUAAUCUGCGGACACCUGACUCUCAUGAGACGAUAUGCGGCUCCUGCGGCCUGGUUCUUGCGGAUCGAGAAAUUGAUCAGCAUUCAGAGUGGCGCACGUUUUCAAACGACGAUCAAAAUAACGAUGACCCAUCUCGUGUCGGAGAUGCUGCCAACCCGCUUUUAAAUGGCAACCAGCUCGAGACCCAAAUUUCAUAUGGGCAAGGCGGCGCUAAGACACGCGAGCUGCAUCGUGCUCAGAAUAAAAUGUCAAGUGAGAAGACUAACAGAGCGUUGCUGGCGGCAUACAAGGAGAUUGGAGCACUCUGUGACGGUUUCAAUAUUCAGAAGAACGUUGCCGACACUGCCAAAUACCUCUUCAAGGUUGUAGAUGAUGCAAAAGCAUUUAAAGGCAAAUCUCAAGAUGUUAUUAUUGCUGGAUGUAUUUUUAUCGCCUGUCGUCAGUGCAAGGUUCCGCGAACCUUUACCGAGAUUUUCGCUUUGACACGGGUGUCAAAGAAGGAGAUCGGGAGGAUCUACAAAGCUCUGGAAAAAUUCUUCACUGCGCAGAACUUGGAGAGGAUCAACUCUGUAGUUUCGAGUGGAGGGGUGCCAGAUCCCAACGAAACCUAUACCGCAACUACUUCUACCAAGCCAAGUGAUCUCUGCAACCGUUUCUGCAACUUGCUUGAUCUGCCUUUCCAAGUCACGAACGUGUCAUCUGCGCUUGCUGACCGAGUUACCUCUAUGGGCGACCUCGCAGGUCGCUCACCUUUGUCAAUCGUCGCUGCGUCAAUAUAUAUGGCAUCCUUUUUGAUGGGCCAAGGCAAAUCAGCGAAAGAAAUUUCCGCCGUUGCCCACGUUAGUGAUGGCACAAUACGUGGUGCAUACAAGCAGCUCUAUGCUGAAAGGGAGCGGCUAAUAGAUCCUGCUUGGAUCAAGGAUGGCAAAGGUGAUAUGAAAAAUCUUCCGCCCACUUAGACCACGAGCGGAAAACGACCGUCCAUCGGCGAAUACUCGUGGAAUUUUGAAAUAUACAUUUCACGAAUUCGCCGUUGGUUUCUUCGUGGUGUCUUGUCGCUUUUGGCAUUGCUCCCCGGGAAUCCGCCUUCAGCAUCAGUUCACACCGCCAAUUAGCUGAAAAUAAUUUUGAAUAUCUGAAGUGUGGGUGUUGAAAACACACAUGUGGGGAAAAAAACUCCCAAUGAAAUUGAGAACCGAGCUAUUGAAUUCUAACUUUUGAUACCGACUGCUUGUAAUAAAAGAAAAGGAGCAGUGUCCGAGAGUUGGUCGAAGAAACGUUUUUGCCAUGAUUCCUAUUUGAAAUGAAUCGACAACUCUU